UCCAUCAAUGUCUUCCUUUUUACUUCCUUCUUUUACUUCUCUUGUUCUUAUUCUUUUGCAUUUCUUUGUUCUUGUUUCUUCUACUGAAGUAACUCAUGAUGGAAGAGCUAUUAUUAUUGAUGGAGAGAAAAAGUUACUGUUUUCUGGUUCUAUUCACUAUCCACGUAGCACUCCUGAGAUGUGGCCUCAUUUGAUUCAAAAGGCGAAACUCGGAGGCCUUGAUGCAAUUGAAACUUAUGUUUUCUGGAAUGCUCAUGAGCCCAGACAACGAGAGUAUAACUUUGAAGGGAAUUUGGAUCUUAUUAGAUUUCUUAAGGAAAUCAAGAAUGCUGGGUUGUAUUCUGUUCUCAGAAUUGGACCUUAUGCUUGUGCAGAGUGGAAUUAUGGAGGUUUUCCUGUAUGGUUGAGGAACAUACCAGGAUUGCAAUUUAGGACUGAUAACAAACAAUUUGAGAAUGAAAUGCAAAACUUCACUACAUUGAUAGUGAACAUGAUAAAAAAUGAGCAGCUUUUAGCACCUCAAGGAGGUCCUAUCAUCUUAGCUCAGAUUGAGAAUGAGUAUGGGAACAUUAUGAAACCAUUUGGAGAAGCAGGAAAAAGAUAUGUGCAAUGGUGUGCUAAAAUGGCAGAAUCUCAAAACAUUGGUGUUCCAUGGGUGAUGUGCCAACAACCAGAUGCUCCACAACCUAUGAUCAACACAUGCAAUGGAUUUUAUUGUGAUAGCUUCAAGCCUAACAACCCGAAAAGUCCGAAGAUGUGGACCGAGAACUGGACUGGAUGGUUUCAGAAAUGGAGUGAAGCUAAGCCUCAUCGCCGAGCCGAAGAUUUGGCCUUUUCGGUUGCGCGGUUUUUCCAAACUGGAGGAACUUUCCAAAACUAUUACAUGUAUCACGGAGGUACUAAUUUCGGUCGCUUUGCCGGAGGCCCAUACAUCUCAACAACAUAUGAUUAUGAUGCUCCUCUUGACGAAUAUGGAAACUUAAGGCAACCAAAAUGGGGACACCUGAAGGAGCUACAUGCUGCAAUCAAAAUGAUGGACAAGGCUCUUCUUCAAGGCAAUGCGACGGACACAGACCUCGGAAACGGCGUGACGGCAACAAAAUAUACAGAUGAAGGUAAUGCCUGUGGUUGUUUCCUCAGCAACAUAAACACGACGACAGAUUUCACAGUUGUGUUCGAAGGAGCAGAGUAUUUCUUGCCUGCAUGGUCUGUCAGUGUUGCACCAGAUUGCAAGUUAGAGGUGUAUAACACUGCAAAGGUUAACACUGAAACUCACAUUAUGAUCAAGAAGCCUGAUACAUGUAAAGAAGGGUCUCAGAAGCUAAGCUGGUCAUGGUUGUCUGAGAUGCAUGGUGAUAACCUCAAAGGAGUUGGUUCUUUCUCUGCUCAAAGGCUUUUGGAGCAAACUUCUAGUACUGUUGAUGAUAGUGAUUAUCUUUGGUACAUGACAAGUGUUGAUGUUAAGGAGAAGGAAGUCAUGGUUCUUAGUGUUAAUACAACUGGUCAUGUCCUUCAUGCAUUUGUGAAUGGGGAGCUUGUAGGGUCUCAGUAUUCCUUGAAAUCUGAAUGGAACUUUGUGUUUGAGAAGAAUGUUUCUCUUAAUGCUGGCAUUAAUUACAUUUCACUUCUUAGUGCCACUGUUGGAUUAGAGAAUUAUGGCUCAUUCUUUGAGUAUGAUUCAUAUGGAAUUGUUGGUGGUCCUGUGAAACUAAUUGGGAAUGGGAACAAUUCAAUAGAUUUGACAAAGAAUAAAUGGUCAUAUAAGAUUGGAUUGAAUGGAAUGGAGAAGCAACAAGUCUUUGCUGAUGAGAACUGCAACACUAGAAGCCUACAAUGGAAAACAGAUUACAUUCCAACACUUAAACCCUUCACUUGGUACAAAGCGAACUUUGAAUCGCCGAUUGGCGAUGAGCCAGUAGUGGUGGACUUGCUAGGAAUGGGUAAGGGAGCUGCCUGGGUGAAUGGCUAUAGUCUUGGUAGGUUCUGGCCAAACUAUACUGCUGAUCCUAAUGCAUGCAAGCCUUGUGAUUAUCGUGGACAAUACACUGAUUCCCGCUGUCGAACCGAUUGUGGCGAGCCUUCUCAGAGAUGGUAUCAUGUACCAAGAUCAUUCUUGAAGGCUGGAUUGCCAAACACAUUGGUUCUGUUUGAAGAAUUCGGCGGUGAUCCUCUGGGAAUUAACUUCCAGACUGUGACUGUAGGAACUACUUGUGCCAAAGUUGAUGAAGGAAAGACUCUUGUAUUAACAUGUCAAGCAGGAAGAUUGAUCUCCGAUGUCACUUUCGCCGCCUAUGGUGACAUUCAAGGUGAGUGUGGCUCAUUCAAGACAGCGAAAUGCGAGUCCGGUGAGCCUGUUCUCUCAUUGAUCAAACAAGAGUGCAUUGGCAAGCCAUUGUGUUCAAUCGAUGUGGCGAUUGAAAAGCUCGGUGCAUGUGCUAGUUGUGCAGGAAUUCCAAAGAAACUCGCUGUUGAGGCUGUUUGCUCUUAAUCUGUAUUAGUUUUGAAAGACAACAUCCAGUUGUUUUGAGUUUGUUCUCAUUUCAAGCUUCAUGAGGCCUGUUUAGACCAUGUUUGAUUGAA
Dioscorea cayenensis subsp. rotundata (Guinea yam) is the source of this 2580-nucleotide messenger RNA. RefSeq names its product beta-galactosidase 15-like. Gene Ontology annotation, molecular function: beta-galactosidase activity; carbohydrate binding. Lineage: Eukaryota; Viridiplantae; Streptophyta; Magnoliopsida; Dioscoreales; Dioscoreaceae. Gene Ontology annotation, biological process: carbohydrate metabolic process. Gene Ontology annotation, cellular component: cell wall; vacuole. The record is from RefSeq and is a predicted model, not a curated record.